Messenger RNA from Coprinopsis cinerea okayama7#130, 1569 nucleotides. RefSeq lists its product as hypothetical. Lineage: Eukaryota; Fungi; Basidiomycota; Agaricomycetes; Agaricales; Psathyrellaceae. Gene Ontology annotation, molecular function: transmembrane transporter activity. The coding region runs from base 1 to 1569 and encodes 522 amino acids. Gene Ontology annotation, biological process: transmembrane transport. The record is from RefSeq and is a predicted model, not a curated record. The transcript is spliced from 7 exons.
AUGACCGUGACGAACCCUGAAAUCGAACGCGACGACUCCAACACGACUCACGAUGCUGAAACGACAGCAACAAAAGUCGUCGAAAGGACGCCAUUGCCCAAGCUGCAAGUUUUCAUCGUUUUUCUGAUUCAGUUUGCGGAACCCGUUACGGCGACUGUAAUCUAUCCUUUCAUCAACGAAUUCGUUAGAGAGACGGGGAUUACCCAGGGCGACGAGACGAAAACGGGCUACUAUGCGGGGAUCAUCGAAUCUGUCUUCUUCAUCGCAGAGACCAUGACUGUGUUCCUAUGGGGUCUUUCGUCAGAUAUCUUUGGCCGGAAGCCAAUCUUGUUGCUGGGUCCUCUGGGUCUUUCGCUGGCCAUGCUUGGCUUUGGACUGUCGAAGACUUUCUGGUCACUUGUGUACUAUCGCUGCUUGCAGGGAUUUUUCAACGGGAAUAUCGGGGUAUCUAAGAGUAUACUCGCCGAGAUUACUGAUAAAACCAACAUUGGGGACGCCUACGCCUUGAUUCCAUUAAUGUGGAAUUCUGGCGUUACGAUAGGACCCAUUAUCGGUGGCAUUCUAACUCGUCCCGCAGAAAGAUGGCCAGAUACUCUGGGUAAAAUCUCGCUGUUACGAGAGUAUCCAUAUCUUCUCCCAUGUCUAGUCGCAUCAAUCAUCGCCUUCACUUCUUUCGCCAUUUCAGCUGUAGCUCUCAAAGAGACCCUUCCGUCUGCCAAAAAGACGCCUCUUCUCACUCGCCUCAAGCGACUGCUCAACAUUGAGAGCGAGAAGGACGAAUCCAAAAGACCCUUGCUUUCGACCGGUACUCCAACCGAGUAUGGCGCUAUUGCAGCUGACGCUGAAACAGGGAGUGUGCCUGCCAACGUACCCGCAAAAACUGAUGGUCGCCCCAAGUUGGGCGAGCUGUUCGUUCCUGGCUUCAUCUCCGUCCUCAUCAACUAUGGCAUCUUAUCCUUUGUCGACAUGGCCAAUGCAGCUCUCAUCCCUCUCAUCUGGUCUACACCAAUCACCUAUGGUGGUCUGGGAUUGGACCCCUAUCGCAUCGGCACUAUCAUGGCAGCAGAGGGCCUCACGAGCGGUUUCCUGCAAGUGAUGUUCAUGGGGUCGGCGAUGAGGCGUUUCGGUCCUAGACGGAUUCAUCGCGUAUGCUUCGUGACGUUUCUUGUUUCCUUCUGCUGCUUCCCCUUCGCCAAUGCGUUCGCACGGCAAGCUGGAUACGUCGAUUGGAAAGUAAUGUGCGUGAUCGCUGUACAAUUCGCUUCGUUGUGUUUCGUUUCUCCUUGCUAUGCGGUGGAAUUAUCUGACGAUGAGCGUCUUUCUGUAGCUGCAAUGUCGGUAUUGGUUGUCCAGUCUACCCCCAACCCCGGCUUGCUGGGUUCUGCCAAUGGUGUAGCCCAGAUGGUUACAUCUGGAAUGAGGUCAUUCGCACCGGCUGUCGCAUCCUCGCUCUUUGCAGUUUCGAUCGCACGAAACCUCGUGGGAGGAUGCAUGGUCUACGUCGUCCUUGUUCUCAUGGUACUGGCGGGCAUGAGAGUCACGCGGUCUCUGCCCAACCCUAGUCCUUGA